GUUUGGCCUUCACUGGGGGCGGGCGGAGCGGAGGCUGCUGCUGGGCGGGGAGCAAAGAGCAAUGCCUCUGUACCAUAUUACUUCAGGCUCACAACCAUCAGUUGUACUUCCCUAUGACAUAGGUGUUAUUAAGAAGCCUCACUUCCAUUGCUUCCAAACAAGGACUGCUCCUCAUGAAAGUGUAUUGAAACAUAUUGACAAAUAACCUGCAUGAUAUUUAAAAUGAGAUGUUUCUGACCAUUGAACUCCGGCUCUAAGGUGAAAUAAAACACGUUCCCUUGGAGAAAUUAAUUUGGGUACUUUUUUGCUAAAAAUCUCUUAACUGUUAAAAGGUCUUAACAAAGUUAAGAUAGGUCUCAUAUAGGAAUGUUUUUGGUUACUUUGUGCUUUGGAACUUAUUAACAUUUUCAGGCAUCUUCACUCUCUUCAGAAGACUUCAUAAUGGAAUCUAUGAGUUCUCUAAAAACUAGAGUGGAACAAAAGUAAGACAAAUCUUAUUCUGCAGCCAUGAAAUUUCUACUGAUUUUUGACUUUGACCAUACAAUCAUAGAUGACAAUAGUGACACCUGGAUUGUGAGAUGUGCUCCUGAGAAAAAUCUUCCCAAUGAACUAAAAGAUUCUUAUGAAAAAGGAAAGUGGAACGAAUAUAUGGGCAGAGUCUUUAAAUAUUUAGGAGAUAAAGGAAUAAGGGAAUAUGAAAUGAAAAGAACUAUGACAGAAAUACCUUUUACUGAAGGAAUGAUAGAGCUUAUAAACUUUGUUGGAAAGAAUAAAGAUAUUUUUGACUGUAUAAUCAUUUCAGAUUCAAAUAGAGUUUUCAUAGAUUGGAUUUUAGAAGCUGCCAAAGUUCGUGAUCUGUUUGAUGAAGUGUUUACAAACCCAGCAGCUUUCAAUGACAAUGGUUAUCUUAUUCUGGAAGGUGUUCAUGUUCAUAAUUGUGAUAAGUGCCCAAAGAAUCUCUGUAAAAAAAAAGUUAUGGUAGAAUUUAUAGAUAAACAAUUACAAAAGGGAGUGAAAUACACCCAAAUUAUUUACCUGGGUGAUGGUGAGAAUGAUUUCUGUCCAAUAACUUCUCUAACGAAGAAUGAUGUUGCUAUGCCUCGCAAAGGAUAUUCUUUAUAUAAUUUGAUUUCUGACAUGCCUCAAGAUGCUUCUCUGGAACCUUCUAUUGUAAUUUGGUCAUCAGCCUCUGAAAUACUUUCUCAUUUGAAAUUACUUACAAAGGAAUGAUUUAUAACAAAAUUGGAGAUAGAUUAAAUGAAUAAGAAGCUUAUACUUAAAUUUUAUAUAGUAGCAGAAAAAGUAGUUGUUAUAUUCUAAAGGAAUAUAUGCAAUAACAAUAUAUCCCAAAUUUAAUACUUUCCUUUUGAGAUGAAAUGCAAAAAAGUGUGAUUUUUUAAAAAAUGGUACUAAUUCACUUCAUAAAAUCUCAUUUAUUAUUUUACAGGGAAUAGGUUUAUUCACUGUACAUAUGAUUCUUGUCAAUGUAAUCUCCAGCAACAGAACUUAAAAUUCUUAAGAAUAUUCAUUAGCACAGGGCAUGUUAUAGUAACUUUUUUAGAGGAUUGUGCCAUUGAAAUAAAGUCUUACUGACACUAUUAUACCAAAACAUGUUAAUUUUAAGGAUCUAAUUUUUAGGUUUAAAUGUCCAGCAUGUAAUUACUCUUCUGGUUUUUAUUCCAAAUUAUUAAUAGAGGCCCUUAGCCCCUAAAAGAUGUACUUAGCAUAAUUUAAUGUGGAAAAAAUGUGUACCAUUUAUUCAGUUAUUUUGUAAAUGUAAAACAUAAAUAAACACAUCUCAUUUACCUUUA
This is a messenger RNA of Antechinus flavipes (yellow-footed antechinus), 1811 nucleotides long. RefSeq names its product phosphatase, orphan 2 (gene PHOSPHO2). NCBI's taxonomy places the organism in Eukaryota, Metazoa, Chordata, Mammalia, Dasyuromorphia, Dasyuridae. Gene Ontology annotation, molecular function: phosphatase activity. The transcript is spliced from 6 exons. The record is from RefSeq and is a predicted model, not a curated record. The coding region runs from base 508 to 1230 and encodes 240 amino acids.